Drosophila kikkawai is the source of this 1329-nucleotide messenger RNA. RefSeq lists its product as uncharacterized. The record is from RefSeq and is a predicted model, not a curated record. Gene Ontology annotation, molecular function: acyltransferase activity. Lineage: Eukaryota; Metazoa; Arthropoda; Insecta; Diptera; Drosophilidae.
GAAUGUUAGCAAAGUCAGGUAACAACAAUGUUAUUUAUGUAUUUAGGCAGCCCACAAAAAAUACCACCCAAAAAAUAAAAAAUGCCGGGAGGCGUGCGCUCCUUUAGCCACAAACAUAUCUGGCAGCAGCUAGUACGACACUGCAGCCCACUACUCCACCAGCCCGGAUCGUACAACAAUGCUGUGGUGAUUGCGGCUGCCGUGCGGACACCCAACGCUCCCUUCCGAGCGGAGGAGCAACAGCUAGCUGGGAUGAUAGUCGACGAACUGGCCAAGCGAACCACUGUGCCGCGCAAGGAGUUCAACAAACUGAUCUUCUGCUCGUCGUCCAAGAGGCCGGUGCCUGAGUGCAAGGAGCACCUCUCCAGUCUGGCCAAUGAUUUGGGCUUUAAGUGCGAGACGCUCGCCCUGCAAGACGACAUUUGCUCCAUUGGUGGUCUGCAGAUGACGCUGGACUGUCUUCAACGCGGAGAAGACCAGGUGAUCAUCACUGGUGAUACCCGGCGCCAGGUUGUGCAGCCUGAGUACGGAGUUCUGGCAAACGAACUGAUGUCCGUGCAACAGCCCCGAGUUCGCAAACCAUUGGCCGGAAAUAACCAGGCUCCGUUGGAGCCGUCACCCACGGUAGGAGCUGCCGCCCUCGCCUGGACUACCCAAGAGGCAGCACAACGCCUACAACUACAACCACUCGCCUUGCUGCGAGAGUUUGCAGUGGAACAGGAUCACGAACAGGCAAUGUUUCGCUUAAGUGGGAGGAGUCCGAUCACUCCCAACGAGAUCUACACCUGGAACAUGGUCACGGGAACCCAAAAAGCAAUACCGGAUAGUAUACUCGGUGACCUGAAACCCAAGCGCCUGUGCACGCACGACUUUAAGCAGAUAACGGCCAGCCACCUACUGACGCAUAUGGUUCACUCACUGCCCACCGGCGAAUUGGGAUGCGCGGUCAUGGGAGUGCCUGAUGGACGCUCUAUAAUCAUGGUCCUCGAAAAGCUAGCUCCCAGCAUAGCCCAGGUUGACGGCCGGCCUUUGCUCACUCUUUACACGCGCGAUCCCUGUCCCCUGUGCGAUGAGCUAGUCCAGCGGCUGGAGCAAGAAUUCGCUGGUCAGUAUCGGCUGGAAAAAGUUCACAUCGACCGCAAGGAGAACGUACGUUUCCUACGGCUCUUUCGGCAUGACAUCCCGGUUCUGUUUCUAAACGGACAGUUUCUCUGCAUGCAUCGACUUAACGAGGAAGCUUUAAGAGAGCGCCUGCAGGCUCUGCAAGCCGAAUCUUAUUAAAAAGCCUUGGGAUUAGGAUAAAAUUUAUAAAUACAAAAUUAAAAUGUU